Molecule: messenger RNA, 1949 nt
Organism: Tripterygium wilfordii
Lineage: Eukaryota; Viridiplantae; Streptophyta; Magnoliopsida; Celastrales; Celastraceae
Product: pentatricopeptide repeat-containing protein At3g25210, mitochondrial-like
Exons: 2
Coding region: 96-1238 (380 amino acids)
Molecular function (GO): protein binding
Source: RefSeq, a predicted model, not a curated record
CGUAAACCAGCUCUCCCCAAAACAAGCAAAAACCUGCAACUCUGCGCCUCCAACGAUUCUACUCUGUGGAGACGGAGACGGAGACGGAGACGGUGAUGAGGUCUGCCAGCCUAUAUCGCCUGUUUAGUUCCUCUAUCAGAAGCCAUAACCUUCUUUCUCCUCCAUUUUGUUGUCUUUCUUCGCUCCACAUAGUUCAUGAUCCCAAAUGUCUCUUCAAUUUCCGAUCACUCUAUCACCGCUCUCUAUCUUCCAUUUCUCCCGAGAACCCGCAAUCCCCGACCGCAGACGAAAACUGUAUUCUUCCAAUCACUAGAACCCGAACGCGAACCCCCCUAGAGACCCAAUUCGAGACAUGGAUCGAAAAACUCAAACCCGGAUUCACCCCACCCGACGUCGACGAAGCAAUCUGUGCCCAGUCGGAUCCGGAUCUCGCUCUCGACAUCUUUCGAUGGACAGCCCAGCAGCGCGGAUACAAGCAUAACCACUUGACUUACCUGACCAUGAUCAAGACUAUGAUCAACGGCCGGCGGUACCGCCAAGCCGAGACACUGGUCGAGGAGGUCCUCGCGGGGGCUUGUGAGAUGAGUGUCCCUCUAUAUAACUCCAUAAUACGCUUCUGUUGCGGCCGGAAGAUGAUGUUCAAUCGGGCCUUCGAUGUCUACAAAAAGAUGUUCAGGUCAGAUGAUUGUAAACCCACUCUCGAGACUUACACUCUACUCCUAAAUUCACUGCUUAGGAGAUUCAAUAAAUUGAAUGUAUGUUACGUCUAUUUGCACGCGGUGAAGUCACUCAAUAAGCAAAUGAAAGCUUCCGGUGUCAUACCGGACACAUUUGUGUUGAAUAUGAUAAUCAAAGCGUAUGCUAAGUGUUUGGAGGUUGAUGAGGCGAUUAGGAUUUAUCGUGAAAUGGGUUUGUAUGGUUGUGAACCGAAUGAGUAUACGUUUGGGUAUAUAGCUAAAGGAAUGGUGCCCAGUGGUAGUACUUUUAUGGUUUUGAUUUGCAGUUUGGCAAUGGAGAGGAGGUUUGAGGAUGCAAUUGAGGUUUUGUUGGACAUGGUGGGGAAUUCUCUGCAACCGGAUUUGUUAACCUAUAAGACCGUUUUGGAGGGGAUGUGCAGGGAAGGUAGAGGUAGUGAAGCUCUGGAAUUGCUUGAGGAAUUGAAAAAGAAAGAUCGUUCAAUGGGAGAGAAGAGUUUUAAGAUCUUGUUGAACUGUUUGCAUUUUCUGAAUCAAGACUAGGUUCGGGUACUCUUCAUUCGAUUGAUUAAUAAAUUCCUUUGUGGGAGAGCUCAGGGGCUGAGCAAGCAUUUAGAUCCUGCUGAUUCGGUUGUGAGGUAAACCAUAAGAGCUGCUGCUAUUUAUUUGAUUGGAUACAUUGUUUUGAACAUUGUCAGAGAAUCUCUCCGGAGAUGGAAUCACAUUCUUACAUUCGUUGAGACCAAAGGAGUGGUUUACCGCUGGGAGAGCAAUCAGAAAUUGAUUUUCCAGACCUGAAGGAUGAGAAAUAGGGUAGGAAUAGGCAGGGGUAAUUGGUGACCUCUAUUUGGUCCUCAGGCUCGGCUCACUUGGGAACACCUCAUUGCUACUGAGGAUCAUUAUCGGAUUCAUGCAUGGAUACAAUGACAAAUCUACAACAGUAGAUACAGUAAUACUCUACAAUGCAGAUUGGUGAAUUGAUUAUCUCAUAAUCCAUUGAAACGCAUUUUCGCAUCCUUGUUGGUUACAUGACUUUCUUUUUGCUCCCCUGUUGCAGUUUCAAACAUUCAGUUCGACACAUUAGAGGACAUUCUCCCUUGUGAGUGAUGAGGGUUUUGAUCAAACAUUCUCCCUUGUCAGACAUCCCUUCGCAAGUAUUAUAUAUGUGGCUUUUCUUCGGUGAAGAUAAUGAAUUUAUAUAGAUAUGUAGCUUGAAAUUAAGUAACAUCUCUUUACAUGGUUGAUUUUAUUGUC